AUGGGUCAAGCGUGGACUACAAGUCGGAAUUUGCCAGAUCAGGUGCCGAAAACAUGGCGCCUUUUCAUUGUACCAAAUUCCGGGAUGACAGCACGCUCUUUAGACGAUAAAUCGGUUUUAUUUGCGCUCAAGAACAAGUUCGACAUUGAUCCGAAUGCAACCCUAAAGUUGUCUGCCGAAAAAACACGUUAUUGUGCAACAAUUUCACUCCAAUAUCAAGUGUCACCAUUUGUCGAUCAUAAGCCGUUUGAUCUUGAGAUCAGUACAGGCGAAGACCAGACGAUCAUCGCUAGCGUUGAACCCGACCAGAAGUUCCUGCAUGUUACUACAUUGUAUGAUGGGACAUAUGAGAGCGAAAAUGCCAUAGACUUGGUUGUAGUUCCCGGCCUUGCUGGCCAUCCGUAUGGCUCCUUUAAGUCGCCUCAAAAUGGUAAAGAAAAUUGGUUGCGAGACUACCUGCCUACUGAACUUCCCAACCUCCGCAUUCUUGUCUACGGUCACAACUGCAAUCCUGCCGACCGAGAUUGCAAGAAAUCAAUCCUCGACUAUGCUACCGACUUGCUUGAUGCCAUUAUCUCAUAUCGAGAUGAUAAAAUAGUUGCACGUCGACCUAUUAUAUUCAUAGGUCAUAGCCUCGGUGGAUUGAUAGUGAAACAGGCAUUGGUACAAGCAACAGGUCACACCGACGACAAAUACAAGAUGUUCUUAGAGGCCAGUUACGGUUUCCUUUUUUUCGGCGUUCCUAAUCGAGGACUUCGGCAUGAGGAACUUGAAACUAUAUUAGGCUACCAUGACUCCAUGGGGCAGCUUGUGAAUGAUAUAGUUGUGAACAGUGAUACCGAAAUGAAAACGUCUUUGCGGCUACUUGGGGGAAACUUCAUGGACUUCUGUGAAACCAAGAAGCUUGAUAUCACAGCAUUUUACGAACGCCGUGCAACCUUUAUUGUUGAGCCAGAUAGAAACGGGCGGUUGGCCAGAAGCAAGACAAACAAGAAGUUGAUGGUAACUCAGGACUCGGCAACCAUGAUUGACGGCUCGUCGAGAAUACCGGAUAGCAUUCCGCUCGAUGCGGAUCAUACUACAAUAAUGAAAUAUCAUUCUAUCCACGAUCCGUUAUAUCGAAUAGUGUCGCAUAAGGUUAGACAAAUGGUUGAAAAGGCUCUCAGAAACACGGAUGAAUUAUCUCCAGAUCAAACUUCAAAGCUGGAGAAGUUCAAACAAGACUCCAGUAUACAAGAGAAAUAUACUUCCAUCGCCAAUCCAUGUCUUCGAACGCUCGAGAAUUUCCUCGAGAAAGAUUAUUUCAAGCAAUGGCGAGAUGAAAAGGAGUCUCCUCCUCUGUGGAUCUGUGGGCCUCCCGGCCAAGGAAAAUCUGUGUUGGCGAAGCACUUGGUAAAGCACAUUGAACGGCGCGCAAUGAAACCUCCGAGACACGCUGAAAAGGCCAUCAUACUCAGCUAUUUCUGCAAUGCACAAGACCCAAGCUGCCAACCAGCUGAUAUUCUGCGCCACUUACUCAUACAGCUUUUAAGCUAUAGGAGAUAUUUCGACCAUGUAACAGACAAUUUCUGGAAUUCAUCACAAAGCUUUUCUGUCGCUUCCAUGGAUAACCUUUGGGAACAAUUUUCGGAUCUUAUGCUCAAUGUCCACGCCCGGCGCAUAUAUUGUAUCAUUGAUGCCCUAGAUGAAUGCCCGCAAAAGCAACAUUAUUCUACCCCAUAUUACACCGAGACCGAACGACAAAUGCUGGUGAAGAAGCUCGAAGAGUUAUUCUCUGAGAAUCAAGAUCGUAUGAGAUUACUGCUUACCAGUCGCCCAGGCGAGGACGACAUUGAAAGAUGGUUUCGGCCAUACCAUAAAGAUCUUCACGUCACUAAGGAUGACCUGGCUAUAUUCAUAGACGAAAAGCUCGAUGAGAUAAGAUAUAUGGAUAAAGAGAAAGGGGUGAAGGAGGAAAUACGAGAGCAACUUCUUUCUCAAUCUGGACGUACUUUUCUCUGGGUUUCUGUCGUUAUCCGAGAACUUUCGCAUCAAAAGUUACCCACGAAAUCAGAACUCGACGCAGUCCUAAAAAGCAUACCAACAGACCUCAAAGAUAUGCCUCUUACAGUCGCUGAACUACAAGCUGCCCUCACUUACGAUCCAUACAAUACAGAUGGAAACCAAUACACGCAUUUAUCCGAAAUGGAUAAAUACAAACGCCCUCUCGAUGAGAAUACUAUUGAUGAGAACUUCGGUAGUCUUUUGACCACCCGUGAAUACAUGUACUAUGUUUAUGCUAGUACAAGCUGGUAUAAGCAUGUUGUUUCGCUUGGUGAGCAUGAAGAGUUUACACCUCAAAUCAAAUCUCUCCUGGACAAAAACUACCAAGCUUUUGGGCUUUGGGUUGAAUGCUUGAUCGCCUCUGACAUCUGCAUUAAACUAUUUCUGUUUGAUGUACGUCGAUUUUGGCCAAGGAAACUGGACCAGAGGAGGGGAGUGGACAGUUACCGGGCUCUAAUCUCCAUUAUACUUCAUCUCGAUGUUCCGUGGCUCCCACAGAAAGUACACAAUGAUGAUCUAAUAGGUCAUGAUUGCGAGCUUUCCAUUAUGGCAAAGGAAAGGCCAGAGUCGUUCCGCUCCCUAUGCGUCCAUCAAGGAGAACAGAUGUCUCAAAUAUUAUCAGCGGAAUUCUUCAGCCACCUUUUCCGGUUCCCGAGCGGCAACAGAUAUCAAAGUCUACGGACCUUGUUCCACUAUGCGCCUACCAUACAGUCUUUAGUUUCGAGCGAUUUAUUGAAAUGCAUGGAACCAUCCCACGAAGAUUAUCGCAACUUGAUUCAAUUCUUUCUCGAUAGAGGGUGCACUAUUACCGAUGACUGUCUACGAACAGCUGCUCGGUCUGGCAAGGAAGGCACGUUAGAAUUCCUACUCGACCAUCGAAAAAUCGAUCUUGAGAUAUUUGAUGAACUUCUUCACGUUGCUAUAGUUCACAAAAGUGAUACACUGUCGGAUUUGUUAAAUACUUCCAAAAUUCGAUUCCAGGUGGCUAUAAACCAUCUCACUUCCGCAAUCGACAGUGCAGACUUGGGUACUUUCAUGAAGUUGCUCCAGCACAUGAGCCACAAUAAGCAGGAUACGAAACAUGGCAACGAUGACUUCAACAGUGAAAUUGUGGAACUUCUAUUCUAUCAAGACUUAUCAAGGGAUUGCAUUUCUAAUCCUUAUCUUCCAUUGUGGCUUCAAAAGGUCCGGGACAAAGUCAAUUUUACUAAGGCGGCACUGUUGAAACUUUGCAACUCAUCCCAACGUCGCAUCAAAGUUACGGAAUUGAUGCUCAUCGAACCUAUACACAACACUAUCCUGAUAGCAGAUAUUCUUGAAUGUCUACAUCAUCAAAAUAUCGAAAUCGAGGUCACAGCGGAAGUCAUAAAAACGUUUGCAAAGCGUUGGGCAAACGCGCAAGAGGAGUUUCGGCAAGGAACAUCGGAGUUCCAGCGAUUGAAACCGUCCGAUUUUAUCAUAAACAAACCGCAGCCUACGUUGUCUUAUACUUGGCGAUUUCUCCUCUCAAGCUGCAAAGCAAUAAAGGUAUUACUUGAUCACUUCGAACCCGAUUCCCAACUCAGAGAAAACCUUCUAUACUCCGCCAUUGGAAAAGAUAAGGAUAUCCUCUUGAGUUCUCUCAGAGGAGGACGAGUACAUGAAAACGACCAAUGGACUACCCUGCAUUAUGCAGCAUACUUCCACGAUGAGCAAGUUGUAGAAGCAGAAUUUAAGUCCGAGGCUGCUAUAAAUGGCACAACUUGUAUGGGAUUUACACCUCUGCAUAUUGCGGUACUCAGUUGGUGCAACCGUACGGACACGGGGGACGGAUACAACAAUCGCCUGAUCGGUUGGUCAAGCCGCAGAUUCAUCGAACUCUUACUCAAAAAUAACGCGAACCCGAAUAUCUGUGAUAAUAAUGGGGCUAUUCCACUGCACUAUGCUGCUUUAUAUGGCAACAGGGACUGCAUUGAAAGAUUACUUCAAUCCGAUGUAAACAUCCAAGAUGAGACUGGAUUUACCCCAUUACACUACGCUGUCCUUCGAGACUACUCGAAUUUGAUUAUCGAUAUAAAAGUUUUGCACCAUUAUCGUUGCGUUGUUGAUGAAGGACCCUUUUUCGGCCGGGAGCCUAUACGAUUCGAUGCUACCGAUAUAAUAUUUCAGACACCUUUACAUUAUGUUAUCCAAAAUCGACACCGAUGGACAACUAAUAAUCUAAUCAAAGAGGGUGCUGAUCUUUCUCUUCUUGAUGCAUAUGGAAGAACAUGCAUCGAAUCAAUGCAGGAAAAUGAACUAAAGACUUCGCAUCUUCCGCAUCUUCCGCCGACGCCGCAUACCCAGAGAAGGACCCGACUUAACAACGUCAUAUAUAUCAUUACGUCCCGACUGCUAGAUAAUAACAAAAGCGGAUGCAGGCACCCAGGACUCUAUGAGUUGGGAAAUUGCCUCGUUUUUCUCGGAAAGCGGGAAGAAGCUUUGGUUGCUUAUGAACAAAUGCUUCCAAAUAUCACGGAAUAUCUGAGCAUAUCCUGUAGGCACUGUCGAAAGAAUCCCAAAAACUCGUUCUAUGUUCCCAUAGAUUGCCCAACCGCUCCUUUGUGCAGCAAUUGCAGAGAAAAUUUCAAGUAUAAGGAUAUACUGGCUGUGCCCGGUCCGACAUUUCUCAACCAAAAUCCGGAUCAUGUCAACGAUGUUGGCGAACCAUUAGUUGAGUGGCUGGAGAGGAUAAGACGUGAAUUUGGAGUCAGACCAGAAGUAGAGACCAUGUGUGGAAAUGGAGAGAGUAUUGCUUCUAUGAACAAUUCCGUCGUCAAUGACGAAGUAUCGACCAAUGAAGAGAAGCUCGUGGCUGAAGAAAACGAUGCCUCGGUGAAUCAAGCUGUUAGCGAAGAGGGAGUAUCGGUCAAGGGCGAAGAGUUGGCAGCUGUGGGGCGGUCGCAAUUCGAUCAGACUGGGGCGCGCGGUAUCAAAUCCAAGUGGUCACAGUUGAGAGAAGCUACACUUGAUAUCAGGAUAUGGCUAGUUGCCAUCAUAGUGUUGGUUUCAGCUUACACUAUGAGCAGAGCACACUAG
This is a messenger RNA of Annulohypoxylon truncatum, 5100 nucleotides long. RefSeq lists its product as uncharacterized. Gene Ontology annotation, molecular function: protein binding. The record is from RefSeq and is a predicted model, not a curated record. The transcript is spliced from 9 exons. NCBI's taxonomy places the organism in Eukaryota, Fungi, Ascomycota, Sordariomycetes, Xylariales, Hypoxylaceae. The coding region runs from base 1 to 5100 and encodes 1699 amino acids.